GUCCAAUCCAAGGGCCUAUCGGUACUUCCUUCUCACUCCUCUUACGUACCACCGCGCUACCUCCCUCUCCCGCUCUCAGGAAGAAGAAGAAGAAGAAGAAGAGGAGCUUCUUGUGAGGACUUCGCCACCCUUGCGAGGUUGAGUUGAGCCAAACCUUAAGCAAUGGCGACGCCAUCGCAUGCACAGGCGGUGAAGUCCCUAAACAAAGCCCCGGGCCGCCGCCGUUUUGUUUUCAAGACGUUCUCCCAGAGGGUAGAAGAGAUUGAUAUCGAUGUCUUCCGGAGCCUCGACAAAGUGAAGGCUGAGCCCUCAGAGGGGUCCUCCUUUUUCCGGGAUUGCCUCAUAGAAUGGAGGGAAUUGAAUACUGCGGAGGAUUUCAUUUCGUUUUACGAGGAAAUGUUGCCCUUGGUACAAACAUUACCAUUGAUUUUAUUGCACAAGGAAUUAAUAUUAUCGAAACUUCUCUCUAGAUUACAAAUGAAAGCAAGGCUAUCGCUUGAGCCUAUUCUUAGGUUAAUUGCAGCUUUAUCUAGAGAUCUCUUGGUCGAUUUUGUUCCCUUUCUGCCAAGGAUUGCUGAUUCUUUCGUGUCUCUUCUAGAAAGUGGUGCUGACAGGGAGCCGGAGAUUAUUGAGCAGAUUUUUACAUCUUGGUCAUACAUUAUGAUGUAUUUGCAGAAGUAUUUGAUACGCGAUCUUGUGUAUUUGCUCAAGGUUACAGUACAACUAAGAUUUUAUCCCAAGGAUUAUGUCCAAGAAUUUAUGGCAGAGGCUACAUCAUUCUUGCUUAGGAAUGCACCAGAUGAGCAGCUACAGGAUGGCAUUAGAAAGAUAAUGAUUGAAGUCAUGAAGAAACCAUUACCUACCAGAAAAUUUGGCGCCAGCACUUUACUUUGUUAUGUUUUGAGAGGGGCCUCAUCAAGGUUCCACUCAAAAGCAGAGCGAGUAUUACAGUUACUGAUGGACAGUACAAUACUUGGUUCAGACUCUGUUGUUGAAGUUGUGAGUACUGCUUUUCAAAGACUGUGUGAGGAGAUAGAGCCAAAGGAGUUGGAUUUGAUCCCGAAAUGCAUAUAUCAGAAAAUUAAUGAUGGUGUAACUAAUGGAUGCAUUUUGCAUUUAAGUCACCUCCUAUCACUGCUUAUUUCCAUUGUUCAGAUUCAUAAUGGUCGAAGGUUUUAUGAUUACCAAUCGUUGCUUGAACAUGUGGGGUUUCUUGUGCAAAUAUUUGUCAUGUCUUCUGGCUUUGAGAAGGCAGAGGUUCCCCAAACAGAAGUUGUUGAUAAGGUUCUCGAAUUGAUGAUAUGCAUUCUCAAUGGGCUUCACAACUUUAAUAAUAUAUCAGCUAUCUCUAGUUGUUCAUUGCAAUGGGCUCCUGUAUUCACAUUAAGGAACUUGAGUUUGCUGAAAUUUAUUAGAGAACUACUGCAGAAGGACCCUUGCAUAGUAUAUAUUUUUGGAGUUAACAUCUUAAGUGCAAUGAAUGAUUUGAUAGAGACUUCGGAAGAAGAAGUCAUAUAUUUAUUACUGUCCUUCUUUGAAGUAAUGGAAGCGAAAGUGCAAGAAUCCAACUUCUCAGAUGGCACAUUUAGAAAAGAGUUUCCAAAGAUGGAGGAGGCUAUCUCCCGUUGGAUUGGGGAAAUAAACAUUAUUGUGCAUGGUGAUCCAUCAUCUUGUCAUAUUCAUGAGACUAAGUGGGCUCUACUGUGGGGAAUAAUUAGAUGCUUGCCUUGCAUGAAGUUGAUAGCUGAAGUUAAUGUCCAAUGGAUGUCAUCCUGUUUGAUGAAGUUGAUAGAUGCACUUGAUCAGCUACCGUUGACGGAAGAUGGUUGCAUAGCAGGUCUUCCUAAACAAGCCUACCAAAGCGUAAUUGGCGCUGCUUUGAGUUCUUAUAACAAAUUACUUAAUGCUACAAAAUCUGGGCCUGAAGAAACGAGUAAAUUUUUGAAUCUAGCAAAAAGACAUGGAUCAUCUUCACAAGUAUUGUCUGCUGUUGCUGAUUAUUUGGAUUUUGUGUAUGGGCCCACGUCGGAAGCAGACAGUUGCAAUAGAAAGUAUCAUCCGGAACUUUCAGUGGAGAAUGCUGUGGAUGCAUUAAGCAUCUUUGCUGAUAAUUUGCACCACUCAAAUAGGGGGAUACGCGUUUCAACUCUUAAAAUAUUGUGUCACCAUGAACUUCUAAACUGUGUAGAUUCUACAAAUGAUCAACUGGUUGAGAAGCAAAUGAAAACUGAAGUUUCUCAGACAUCCCUUGUAGAUAGUCUGGGCAAUAAUGUUCUUCAGUUGCUUCUCUCGAUUGAGGAAACUCCGCUUUCAAUUUCUACCAGCCGAAAAGUGAUCCUAUUGAUUUCUAGAAUACAGAUGGAUCUCUCUGCGGGCAGAGUACCUCAAGCCUAUGUGCCCCUUGUUUUGAGUGGGAUAGUUGGUAUAUUGAAUAACCGUUUUAGUUAUCUUUGGAAUCCAGCAUUGGAGUGCCUUGGAGUUUUGAUGAGCCAGCAUGUUCGACUUAUAUGGAAUAAAUUUGUUUGUUAUCUUGAGCAAUACCAGUCAAUGUUUCAUACAUCCCAUGAACUAGACAGAGGGAACUAUAAACUCUAUGAUGAGUCAAGUGAUCUUGUCCAGCGAUUUCAUUUGUUUGUUACUCCAGAAUCUGAUAGCACUCCAUUUGCAAUGGUAUUAUCCUUGUUGCUCCAAUCAUUGCAAAAGAUUCCAAAUGUUAUAGAAUCUCAGUCUCGGGAGUUAAUACGUUUGUUCUUAAAGUUUCUGGGCUAUAAUCUCAAUGAUCAUGUAAGUGUGGAAUUUUUCAAUUCACAUGCUUGUAAAGGCAAAGAGUGGAAGGGUGUCCUUAAAGAAUGGUUAAACUUGCUGAGAGCAAUGCGGAACCUGAGAUCUUUUGAUGAGAGUCAACAUCUUAAAGAAGUUCUGCAAAAUAGGCUUCUGGAUGACAAUGAUGCUGAAAUCCAGACGAAGGUUCUUGAUUGCCUGUUAAUUUGGAAGGAUGGUUUCUUACUCCCAUAUGAUCAACAUCUGAAAAAUUUAAUAAACUCCAAAUAUUUGCGAGAGGAGCUAACAACAUGGAGUUUGUCCAAAGAAUCUAAUCAGAUUGAAGAAGAACACAGAGCUUAUCUUGUGCCUAUAGUUAUCCGUCUUCUGAUGCCAAAAGUUAGAAAAUUGAAGACACUUGCCUCGCGAAAGAAUGCAAGUGUUCUUCACCGAAAGGCAGUUCUUGGUUUCAUUGCUCAACUUGAUGUUGAGGAGCUUCCUCUUUUCUUCGUAUUGUUGAUAAAGCCAUUGCAAAUUUGUUCUAAAGAAACUGAUAGUACUUCUUAUUGGUUGCGGACUUCAUGGGAAAAUUCUAUGGCAUAUAAUUUCUUAAAGUAUUUCACCGUGGAUAAUAUAGUAGCCCUGUCUUGGAAGAAGAGAUAUGGUUUUCUGCAUGUGAUUGAAGAUGUUCUAGGAGUUUUUGAUGAGUUUCAUGUCAGACCUUUUCUUGAUCUUUUAAUGGGAUGUGUUGUUCGGGUGCUGGGAAGCUGCACAUCAAGCAUUGACGUUGCAAAGUGCAAUGGAUUCUCCUCACUUGAAGAUCAUUCUAACGCUGAUCUGACUGUACUUGAGAAAGACAGUGCAUCAGCAAGUGAUGUCCAGACCAGCAGUGCUGUGAAGCAGUUCAAAGCUUUAAGGUCUCUAUGCCUGAAAAUUGUUUCUCUUGUCCUUAAUAAGUAUGAAGAUCACGAAUUUGGUUGUGAGUUCUGGAGCCUAUUCUUUGCUUCUGUGAAACAUUUAGUGGACGGUUUCAAACAGGAGGGUUCCAGUAGUGAGAAACCAAGUUCACUGUUCUCUUGCUUUGUUGCUAUGAGUAGAAGCCACAGGCUUGUAUCACUCUUGAGUUGGGAGAAGAAUCUUGUCCCUAAUAUAUUUUCCAUACUGAGUGAGAUGAAAGCUUCUAAAGCCAUUGUAUCAUGUGUUCUUACAUUUGUUGAGAACCUGUUGAACCUUGAUAGCGAAUUAAAUGAUGAAGCAGAUGCUACAAAAAGAGUCCUACUUCCAAACCUCGAGGCACUUAUCUGCAGCUUGCAUGAUCUUUUCCAAAGUGAUAGUGCAACCAAGAGGAAGUUGGUCAAAUGUCCUGGGGAGAGAGAAAUAAGAAUUUUCAAAUUAUUAUCAAAGUAUAUAAAGGAUCCGUUGCCAGCAACAAAAGAUCCUUUGCCAGCAACAGAAGAUCCGUUGCCAGCAAAAUUUCUAGAUAUCUUGGUCCCAUUCAUAACAAAAAGAUCUAAAAAUUGUGAUCUUUAUUCUGAAGCUGUGCAAGUCAUUCGAGAUAUUGUCCCAGUGUUAGGGAGCAAAAGUACUAAAAAAAUUCUGACAGCAGUUACCCCGCUACUUGCUUCUGUUGCACUGGAUAUGCGGUUGUCUAUUUGUGAUCUUCUUGAUUCACUUGCUGAAGCUGAUCCUUCUGUCCAGUUUCUGGCCAAACUUGUUCGUAAAUUGAAUGCAACCUCUGCUACAGAAAUGGGUAGCCUUGAUUAUGACGCUAUCAUGGAUGGUUAUAAUGAGAUUUGUAUUGAUUUCUUCUAUACUGUUCAUGAGGAUCAUGCAUCGGUCAUUUUAUCACAUUGUGUGUAUGAUAUGUCAUCUGAAGAAUUGAUCUUAAGGCAUAGUGCUUAUGGGUCACUGCUCUCGUUUGUUGAAUUUUCUGCCCAAAUCCUUGGCCAAGAAGGAAAGGGUCACCAAGAAAUGACUUGUAAGAUGAUUACGCAUGAUGAUGGUUGUUGGACUAGAGCAUCUUUUCCGCGUAAAACAAUCAAGUUUCUUUUGAAGCAUAUGGGGGAUGCAUUGAGCAGAGAAACUACAAUCAAGAAGGAAUGGAUAAAUUUACUACGAGAAAUGGUGAUGAAACUACCAGAAGUAGCAAAUCUUAAUUCAUUGAGGGCUCUGUGCAGUAGCGAUGCUGAAGUAGAUUUUUUCAACAAUAUUGUUCAUUUGCAGAGGCAUAGGAGAGCAAGGGCAUUGUCUCGUUUUAGGAAUGUUAUCAGUACAAGCAACAUGUCGGAGGAUAUUUUAAAUAAAGUUUUUGUGCCACUCUUUUUUAGUAUGUUGUUUGACAUACGAGAAGGAAAUGGAGAACAUGUUAGAGUGGCAUGCAUAGAGGCCCUUGCUUCUGUUUCUGGUCAUUUUGAAUGGAAGUCAUACUAUGCGUUACUGGUUAGAUGCCUCCAAGAGAUGACUAUGAAUCCAGGCAAGCAAAAACACUUAUUGAGGCUAACUUGCUCCAUAUUGGACAGAUUUCAUUUUUCAGAGAUUCAUAAUAACCAAAAAGCCAAUGACUCUUUAGAGAAUGCUUCUGAUGCUGGGACAAUUAGUAGUUGUUCUUCGGCUAUGGCAACUGAGAUUCAGAGAUGCCUUCAUAAUACUGUGCUCCCAAAGAUACAGAAGCUACUCAAUUCUGAUUCUGAUAAGGUCAAUGUUAACAUCAAUCUUGCUGCCCUUAAACUACUAAAGUUGCUCCCUGUGGACAUAAUGGACUCAAUGCUUCCUAGCAUCAUUCAUCGUAUUUCUAACUUCUUAAAGAAUCGGUUGGAAAGCAUACGUGACGAAGCUAGGUCUGCUUUGGCUGCUUGUUUGAAGGAGCUUGGGCUGCAAUACCUGCAGUUUAUAGUCAGGGUUUUGCGAGCUACCUUGAAACGAGGAUACGAGCUGCAUGUAUUGGCAUACACUCUCAAUUUCAUCUUGUCCAAGUCUAUUUUAAUUCCCAAUAGUGGGAAGUUGGAUUACUGUUUGGAAGAUCUUGUUUCAGUAAUAGAGAAUGACAUUCUUGGAGAUGUUGCUGAGGAAAAAGAGGUGGGAAAGAUUGCUUCAAAAAUGAAAGAAACUAAAAUGCGACAGUCUUUUAAUACCCUGGAAUUGAUAGCCCAGAGUAUAACAUUCAAAACUCAUGCCUUGAAGCUUCUUUCACCUGUUACAACAUAUUUGCAGAAGCAGCUCACGCCAAAAGUCAAAACUGAAUUGGAAAAAAUGUUAAAUCACAUAGCUGUUGGCAUUGAACGUAAUCCAUCUGUAGAUCAGACUGACCUGUUCAUCUUUGUAUAUGGCCUCAUUGAAGAUGGGAUUAAAGACGAAAAUGGUCAGCGUGAAAUUUCAGUAAUUGCAGAGGAAAAGAAACAUCAUAGAAAGGACUUGAGAGAGAAAAGAAUAACUUCAGGCCGACUUGUCAACGUAUCUUCACAUCUUCUUAUUGUGUUUGCUCUCAGGAUGUUGCAUAAACGCACAAGAAGUUUGAAACAGGGAAAAAUUGAGCAUGCGUUAUCAAUGUUGGAUCCUUUUGUCACACUUUUAGGGAACUGCUUGGCUUCCAAGUACGAAGAUGUUUUAUCUUCGUCCCUUAGAUGCCUCACUCCGUUGGUCAGGCUGCCUUUACCAUCCCUUGAAUCUCAAGCUGAUAAAAUAAAGGAGGCAGUCUUGGAUAUUGCACAGAGUUCGGUAACUUCAAGCAGUCCUCUAAUGCAGUCAUGCCUAAGAUUGUUGGUUGUACUUCUGAGGAGCACCAGAAUCACCCUUUCAUCAGAUCAGUUACAUCAGUUAAUUCAGCUUCCUCUUUUUGUAGAUCUUGAAAGGGAACCUUCUAAUCUUGCCCUUUCAUUGCUGAAGGCAAUUGUUAAUCGCAAGCUUGUUGUUCCUGAGAUAUAUGAUCUUGUAACUCAAGUUGGGGAAUUGAUGGUGACAAGUCAAGUUGACUCAAUUCGCAAGAAAUGCAGUCAAAUUUUAUUACAGUUUUUACUUGAUUAUCAGCUUUCAGUAAAACGUUUGCAACAACAUCUAGAUUUUCUGCUUUCAAAUUUAAGAUAUGAGCAUUCAACUGGAAGAGAAGCUGUCCUUGAAAUGCUUCAUGUAAUCAUUGUCAAAUUUCCAAGUAAAAAUGUGGAUGAGCAAUCAGAGACAUUAUUUGUGCAGUUGGUGGUUUGCUUAGCCAAUGAUGAAGAUAGUAGGGUUCGUUCCAUGACUGGUGCAGCUAUAAAGAAGCUCUUUGGGUGUGUAAGCUCACAUUCACUUGAUUACAUUCUUGAGGACACAUUAUCUUGGUAUUCGGGAGAGACACAGCGACUGUGGAGUGCUGCUGCACAGGUCUUGGGAUUACUAGUUGAGGUUAUGAAGAAAGGAUUUCAAAAACAUGUUAAUAGGGUACUGCCAGUGACUAGAAAAAUUUUACAGUCUGCCAUCAGUGUUGUCACCAGUAGGCAACUAGAUGUUUCUGAGGAAAUUGCUGUUGCUUUCUGGAGAGAGGCAUAUUAUUCACUUGUUAUGUUGGAGAAGAUGCUGCGUCAGUUCAAUUAUUUGUGCUUUGAAAGUGAUCUUGAGGAAAUCUGGGAGGCAAUCUGUACGUUGCUUUUGCACCCACAUAUGUGGCUACGCCACAUAUCAACUCGCCUCAUAGCCUUGUACUUUGCCAGUGUAAUAGAAGCCCAGAAAGAAAAUGAAGAAAAAGCAUUUGGAACUUAUUUUCUUAUGAAGCCAAGUAGACUUUUUCUUAUAGCUGCUUCCCUCUACUGCCAAUUGAAGACGCAACUAACUGAUGAUGAUGCCAGUAACCUGAUAACACAAAAUCUUGUGUUCGCAAUAUGUGGUGUGCAUUCUUUGAUGGGACAUAUGGAGUAUGUGGAUUCUCCCAAGUUCUGGUCUACCCUUGAACAGCAUGAGCAAGGCCAUUUUCUUAAAGCUUUUGAAUUGCUUGAUUCAAGAAAAGGAAGAAGCAUGUUUUUGUCACUUUCAUCUGGUGUAUUUGAUCAAAAGGAACAAGCCCAGUCCAAGGAUAUUCGAUACUUGUUAAUUUCUUAUUUGCUUAAAAGAAUGGGAAAGGUUUCCCUUCAAAUGGAGGCUAUUCAGAUGAAAAUUGUAUUCAAUAGUUUUUCAAAAAUUUCAUCAGAAAUCAGUCAGGACAAUUGCCUCCAUUAUGCAUCUCAAAUGUUGCAGCCGCUGUAUAAAGUUUGUGAAGGGUUUGCUGGGAAAGUGAUCCCUGAUGAUAUGAAGCAAUUGGCACAAGAAGUUUGUGAAACUAUAAAGAAUAUUUUAGGUCAGAACUUUGUACAAGUUUACAGUGAGAUUAGGAAGAAUCUCAAGGCAAAAAGGGAUAAGAGGAAACAAGAAGAAAAGCUUAUGGCUGUUGUCAAUCCAAUGCGCAAUGCCAAGAGGAAGUUGAGAAUUGCAGCUAAGCAUCGUGCCAAUAAGAAAAGGAAGAUGACGGCGACGAAAAUGGGAAGAUGGAUGCCAAAGAAACAAAGGACAUUGUGAAAGAAAAUGAAAUAGUAGUAGUACAUAUGUACUUCACCCCCAAGCACUUGGGGAGUGUUUAAAUUAAAUUCUGAGCAACUAUUUUAAAAUGUAUAUAAUCUAUAUAUAUAGUAAAUGUGACUAUCCAUCUUCCUACUGGCAUUA
Corylus avellana is the source of this 8424-nucleotide messenger RNA. RefSeq names its product ARM repeat superfamily protein. The record is from RefSeq and is a predicted model, not a curated record. Gene Ontology annotation, cellular component: small-subunit processome; nucleolus; 90S preribosome. Lineage: Eukaryota; Viridiplantae; Streptophyta; Magnoliopsida; Fagales; Betulaceae.